UGGCGGGUAGUAAAUCGCUAACUUCACAAACCCUAAACCCAUUAUUAGGGUUUUUUUUCUUUCCAUUUUCUCCUCCAAAGCCAUUCAUUUUUAAACUUAAACCAAGAAAUCCGCUAAAAUGGGCGAAGCCAGCCAAUCAGGAGAAAAGAAAGCUGCAGCAGACUUUCAAGAGGAUUCAAGAGCCCCUUUAAUCGAACUAAAUUCCACAGAUUCUACUGAGUUGUGGCUCAUACAAUGGCCUAAAGAUCAAGUUCCUAAUUUCGAUGGGCAGCAGAUACCGUUGGAUCUUCUCCGUGAUAAGGGGAAGCUGGGAUCUUUUGAAGUUUCAUCUGGGAAGUCGUAUGAUGUUGUCAGUCAUGCAGCAGAUGAACCAGCCACGGUGUUUCUAUCUUCUGCAGGGGAUUCGAAAAUAGUUGGUAAGAUCACAAGGCGGGUUUCUUUUGUUCAUUAUUUGGAGCCCAGUGAAGUUCCGAAAGAUGAUACCAAGAAGCUAAAGCAGCUUCAUGAAAGGUCUGCUGCAACUUCAUUGACAAAUUCUGUUUAUACCUAUUCAACUCCUGCAAAGAGUAGAAGACCAGGACCAUCAAGUGGCAGAGCCUCUACUCAUAGUAGCGGGCAUAAAAGCUCAAUAUCUGAAGAAAAACCCCGAUCCAAGCAUUCAAAGCGUAGGUCUAGUCAGGUGGACUCGGGAGGACAUUCUGAAGAGAAGAAAGAAAAGAAGAGAAAGAAAGAUGUUGCUUAAGAUAUGUUAUUUGUGAGAUCAGAUUAUUAAUGUUUACUUGUAAGAGCUUUUUUGUGGGGGUUAGCUACCUAAAAUUUUCGAGCGUUAUCAGUUUCUUUGCCA
Molecule: messenger RNA, 844 nt
Organism: Erigeron canadensis
Lineage: Eukaryota; Viridiplantae; Streptophyta; Magnoliopsida; Asterales; Asteraceae
Product: mediator-associated protein 2
Exons: 4
Coding region: 119-742 (207 amino acids)
Source: RefSeq, a predicted model, not a curated record